Miniopterus natalensis is the source of this 2280-nucleotide messenger RNA. It is a transcript of the gene CDC42EP2, whose product is annotated as CDC42 effector protein 2. Gene Ontology annotation, biological process: positive regulation of pseudopodium assembly; Rho protein signal transduction; positive regulation of actin filament polymerization. Lineage: Eukaryota; Metazoa; Chordata; Mammalia; Chiroptera; Miniopteridae. Gene Ontology annotation, molecular function: small GTPase binding. The record is from RefSeq and is a predicted model, not a curated record. Gene Ontology annotation, cellular component: plasma membrane; cytoplasm; cytoskeleton.
ACAGCCGGAAUCGGCUCCGGCCGCCGCGGGGUCCAGCUCCGGAGCUUUCGCCGCCCGCGGGUCCGCUGCCUGCGCGCUCCAGCUCCUCAGCCCUGGACCAGGGAGACCCUUGCAAGGACAAGACCAGGGAGCACUGUUGCCUACAAGAUCUCCACCUUUCUGCUGCCAAUUUCAGAAGUUUUCAACCCUUUUGGGAGAAAGUGUUUUUUGUUAUCUCAACCCUCCGACUUCAUCAAUCAUUAAUUUUUCUUUUUCUAAUUCCUUGGGCCAACUUUGGUCAUGCUCCAUACCCUACUUUUAGCCCUUUGACAAGGUUUGGUGUCUGACAAGCACCCUCUGGGUGUUUCUGGUUGAGUGGAGAGAGGAGGCAGCCGGAGGCUGUGGUCUCGGCAAGUGGACUGUCUCUAGCCUUGGCAGCCAGGCCUGGGUGGUGAGGUCACCAUGUCCACCAAAGCGCCCAUCUAUCUGAAGCGUGGCAGCCGCAAGGGCAAGAAGGAGAAGCUUCGGGACCUACUGUCCUCGGACAUGAUCAGCCCACCGCUGGGGGACUUCCGCCAUACCAUUCAUAUCGGCAGUGGUGGUGGCAGUGACAUGUUCGGUGACAUCUCCUUCCUGCAGGGCAAGUUCCACCUCCUUCCAGGGACGGCGGUCGAAGGACCCGAGGAGGAUGGCACCUUUAACCUCCCCUUCCAGUUUGCCCGAACCACCACACUAAGUGGGCGGGAGCUCCCGGAUGGGCUGUCCCCUCUGCUCAAGAAUGCCAUCUCCCUCCCAGUCAUCGGUGGGCCCCAGGCCCUCACCCUGCCCACAACCCAGGCCCCACCCAAGCCCCCUCGCCUGCACCUGGAGACCCCUCAGCCCUCCCCACAGCCUUCCCCACAGGAGGCAGGGAGUGUGGACAUCUGGAGAAUUCCAGACACUGGCUCAGCCCAAAAUGGGCUGACCCCUGAGUCAGGGGCUGAGGAGCCCUUCCUGUCCCACGCCAGCUCCCUGCUCUCCCUGCACGUGGACCUGGGGCCUUCCAUCCUGGACGACGUGCUCCAGAUCAUGGACCAGGACCUGGGCCACACGCAGAUCCCCACAUAGGACCCCAGGGGAGCCAGGCUGGAAGUCCAGGCUGGGAUGAAUGCUGAGGAGCAGGGGGUAGACAUGGCUUUGGCCUAGAAGUCGGGAUCCCAAGUCCUGCUUGUGCGGUUACUGGCCAGAGAUUUCCCACUUUGAGCCUUUGUUCUCCCUCCCACCCUCUCCCCAUGGACAGAGUGUACCUCAUUGCUUCCCCCUGAAACCCACGAGGACACGUGCGGAACUCAGCCCAAAGGGCCCCGAGCAUGUUGGGCCCCCUGGGCUCCCACUGCCAACUGCUCCUCCUUCCCUCAGACCCCUUGGGUGAAGGCUCUGCUAAAAUGGACUCCCCUUCACCUUCCUUCUGCCUCAUCCCCCUCAGAUGCCCUGAUUGUGGGGCAGGAAAGAGUCAGGGCACCACCAGCCAGACCUUCAGUGUCAUGUUCUGGACUGGGAGCAUGGCAUCAAUGACUGAAUCUCCCUCUACCCCAUCCCCUUCCACAUGGCCAGGGGUUCUGGUCGCAAUAAAACUUGCUGCUGCUCAUAGUUGUGCUCCCUCUACUCUUAUCCCUGAAGACAGGCCAGUCUCUGCAACCUGGGCUGACCCUGGGGAGACCCUAGCUCCUGGCUUUGUGCAGGGUGGGCCCUGUCCUUUGGAAGAUUUUACCUGAUUCUGAGGGCCUGGAGCUGGGAGGGAUCCAACACUGCUAAUCAGCAGACUCAUCUCAUCAGCGCUGUUUAAUGAGCACCUACAGUGUACUUGGCCUGCUCAAGGUGCUGGGGACAUAAGACAGACAUGAUCCCUGCUUUCCUGAAGCUUACGUUCUAGGAGGAGAAAGAUAUUAAAUUUGUAAGCAAGUAUGAUGAUUUCCAAUAGCGUUGAACACUGAACAAACAAUGUGAUUGGAAAAGCCUGGGGCAAGGGUACAAGGUGGUAUUGGCACAUUAGGGUGAUCACGUGAUUCUGAGCCAAACCUACGGCACUUAUUAAUAAGUACUUGUUCCCUGCAUAUAUUUUUAUGCUUGUCUUUACCCUCUUUAAACACAGUAAGCAGUGUUAUUUUAUGGCCAUUAUCAGAUAAUUCCAGUAGUAUCUUAAAUCUUUGUGGGUCAAUUUGUUUUCUGUUGUUUGUAACAAGGGUUUCUUGUUUCUUUGUGUGCCUGAUUAUCUUUGACUAUGGACUGAAUAUCAUUCUGAAAAAAUGUUUUUAGAAAUAA